AUGAAGACGCUGGGGAUUUUGGUUUCUGCUGCCCUGUUCCUGGGGUCCGCCUCUGCUGCCCUGUUCCUGUGGUCUGCCUCUGCUGCCCUGUUCCUGGGGUCCGCCUCUGCUGCCCUGUUCCUGGGGUCCGCCUCUGCUGCCCUGUUCCUGGGGUCCGCCUCUGCUGCCCUGUUCCUGGGGUCCGCCUCUGCUGCCCUGUUCCUGGGGUCCGCCUCUGCUGCCCUGUUCCUGGGGUCCGCCUCUGCUGCCCUGUUCCUGGGGUCCGCCUCUGCUGCCCUGUUCCUAGGUUCCGCCUUUGCUGCCCUGUUCCUGGGGUCCGCCUCUGCUGCCCUGUUCCUGGGGUCCGCCUCUGCUGCCCUGUUCCUGGGGUCCGCCUCUGCUGCCCUGUUCCUGGGGUCCGCCUCUGCUGCCCUGUUCCUGUGGUCCGCCUCUGCUGCCCUGUUCCUGGGGUCCGCCUCUGCUGCCCUGUUCCUGGGGUCCGCCUCUGCUGCCCUGUUCCUGGGGUCCGCCUCUGCUGCCCUGUUCCUGGGGUCCGCCUCUGCUGCCCUGUUCCUGGGGUCCGCCUCUGCUGCCCUGUUCCUGGGGUCCGCCUCUGCUGCCCUGUUCCUGGGGUCCGCCUCUGCUGCCACUUUGACUGACUGCUUCUCCCUGUGUCUCCUUCCAGGUGUUCUCAAGGCCACAAAGUUCAAACCAAGGUGUAUGCAGCUGAACCUGCUCCAGUCAGACACCCGUGGCCAAGAGGACUGCCUCUACCUGAACAUAUGGGUCCCUCAGGGCAGCAGCGGUAACUAUGGUUUGUGGGACCAGCACGCUGCCGUUUCUUGGGUAAACAGGAACAUCCGUGCCUUCGGAGGAGACCCCAACAACCUCACCAUCUUCGGGGAGUCUGCCGGUGCUGUUAGCUCCAGCUUCCAGAUGAUGGCCUGCCUGAAACCUGUUGACGCUAAUGUUCUCACUCUGGCCGGUACCACGGCCCUGGGUGGUUCUCCCUCCACCCCCAUGGUAGACAACCUGGUCCUCUCCCCUGUGAUCGAUGGGGACUUCCUGCCAGAUCACCCAGGCAACCUUUUCCACAAUGCCGCUGACAGCGACCACCUCGCUGGGGUCAACAGCAUGGAUGCCCACCCCUUCACUGGCCCGGACAUUAUUUACCUGGGAGGAAGAGGGCUGAUUGGUUACCUGGGAGGAAGAGGGCACUCUGUUCGGUGUUGGCCAUGUGCAUGGUGUAGCUUAAAUGGGACUGCAGAUUUUACAGAACCAACUGAGUCUAACAAGUCAGACGUGAAACUGCUCUUGAGUUCUUUGACUAAGAAGGGAGAGGCCGCUACAAACAACGCUUUCGCAGAGUACACGGCUGACUGGGGAGAUGAGCCUAGCCAGAAGACAAUCAAGAAGACCGUUGUUAUGAUCGAAACUGACUACAUCUUCCUGGUUCCUACCCAGGUUGCUCUCUAA
This is a messenger RNA of Oncorhynchus keta (chum salmon), 1455 nucleotides long. RefSeq names its product bile salt-activated lipase-like. The coding region runs from base 1 to 1455 and encodes 484 amino acids. Lineage: Eukaryota; Metazoa; Chordata; Actinopteri; Salmoniformes; Salmonidae. The transcript is spliced from 6 exons. The record is from RefSeq and is a predicted model, not a curated record.